AACCCAAUCCCACCUCUCUUCCUCCCAUUUAGACACGCAAUUGAAUUCCUGGUUACUGGUUACUGCGCAAGGGGUCGUUAGGGUGACCAUUAUAGCUGCUCGAAUUUACCACAUCAGCUGUCAAAACACCCAGAAUGAGAUUUGAACUAGCUGUGUACAUUAAUACAACACUUAUGCUUGCCUCCGAAUUUAUGUGCACGUUUUUAUUUGUUGUUCCGGCAAAAAUCUUUGAUUUUAAAGAAUAACGGCUUUUUUUUUCUUCAGUAAAACUGUUUAAAAAGCUUUGUGUCGCUUUUGGACUUUUUGCGAUGCAUUAAUCACGUCUUAAAAUCAGUUUUUAUAUGUGAAGUUUGGACAUUUGAAUAUGAGGGCAAGCUGUGACUUAAAAGCAAAUUGUUCAGUCAACGACACAGUCUGAUUGGAAACUUACACACAUCCUUCGUUGAUUAUUAUUUUUUAUUUUUUUACAGAACUUUUUUGUUCAAAAUUCAAAUUCAACAUGGUUCUAAGAUUGAUAGCGUCAUGCAUUCUUUUUGCGACUGUGGUGGACUCACGACUGUUAAAGAAAAGACAGACGCCCUGCCCGGAGAUCUGUGAUGCGUCUCGGUGUGCCACUGUCCCCAGCCCUUGCUAUUAUGGGGAAGUGAAGGAUGACUGUAGGUGUUGCGAUGUCUGCAGCUCCGGGGAAGGUGACAUCUGCGGGCGCGGUUUGGGGGUCUGCGGUGAAGGGAUGCAAUGCGUCUUCCCGCCCGGCAGGCACCAUCGCCGGGGCUCGUGUGUGUGCUCCUCCACCGGGCAGGUGUGUGGCAGCGACGGGAGGACCUACCCCAGUACCUGCCGACUGAAAGCCGAGAACAGGCGGGCCGUGUUGAACAGCACCCCACCUGUGAUCCUCAUACAGAAGAGCCCCUGUGAUUCUGGUCCCCAGAAUCCAGACAGCCUGCGAUACAAGUUCAACUUCAUUGCGGACGUGGUGGACAAGAUCGCCCCGGCUGUGGUGCACCUGGAGCUCUUUCGCAGAUUGCCGUUUACCAGCCAGGAGAUCCCCGUGUCCAGUGGCUCAGGUUUCAUUGUGUCUGAAGACGGCUGGAUCGUAACAAACGCUCACGUUCUCUCGAACAAGCAGCGCAUCAAGGUGGAGCUGAAGAAUGGAGAGCAUUGCGACGCCAAGGUCAAAGACGUGGACCAGAAACUGGACAUUGCACUCAUCAAAAUCGAGUCAGAAACCCCUCUGCCGGUGCUCCUGCUGGGGCGUUCGGCAGACCUGAGACCCGGGGAGUUUGUGGUCGCCGUGGGUAGCCCCUUCUCGCUGCAGAACACAGUGACCACUGGCAUCGUCAGCACCACCCAGCGUGGAGGCAAGGAACUGGGUCUCAAGGACUCAGAUAUGGAGUACAUCCAGACUGAUGCCAUCAUCAACUAUGGAAACUCCGGAGGACCCCUUGUUAACCUGGAUGGUGAAGUCAUCGGUAUGAACACCUUGAAGGUGACGGCUGGAAUAUCCUUUGCAAUCCCUGCAGACAAAAUACGACAGUUCCUUGUUGAAUCCUACGAUCGACAAAUAAAAGGAAAGACCCUUUCAAAAAAGAAAUACAUGGGAGUCAGAAUGCUUCAGCUUUCUUCCAAUCUAAUCAGAGAGCUCAGGGACCGUGACAAGGAUUUUCCAGACGUGACUUCCGGAGUGUUUGUGUACGAAGUGAUUCCUGGGACAGCAGCUGAGAGCUCCGGCAUGAAGGACCAUGAUGUGAUCAUCAGCAUUAACAGCCAAACAGUCAACAUAACCGAGGAUGUUAGCAAAGCUGUACAAUCAGAUAGCAUCCUGUCUGUGGUGGUGCGCAGAGGGAACGAAGAUGUGAUGCUCACAGUUGUUCCAGAAGAGAUCGACUGAAACCAGAAAUCAGUUUUAUUUUCCCUGUACUGCUGCAUUACACCAUACUUAUUGGAUUGCAACAUUCUCUGGUUUAUAAUACAGAUCAAAGUUUUCGUGAUCUGUUUGAUGUGUAUAAGUUUCAUUAUUCCUAGCAAACAAUUAUAUGGAAACCCCCUUGUUAUGGUUUGUAUUUGCACAUCACAUAUUGCCACUGCUAUAACACUAAGAAGUACCCUUAGAUAAGAAAUAUUGUAACAAGUCGUUAAUCAUGGUGUGCUAUGAUUAUCGUUUUAAAAUGCUAUCAAAAUGUAUUAAUUGUCCCUGGAUUUUAAAAUGAUUUAUACAGUGGUCAUGACGUGGCAGCCAGAAAACUAACACAUACCUAAUCCACUUCAUAGCUCCCCUGUUCAUAACCCAUUGGCUUCCAAUAAACUGAAUUUAAAACCAUGA
Messenger RNA from Acipenser ruthenus (sterlet), 2320 nucleotides. RefSeq names its product serine protease HTRA1-like. The record is from RefSeq and is a predicted model, not a curated record. Gene Ontology annotation, biological process: proteolysis; programmed cell death; positive regulation of apoptotic process. Gene Ontology annotation, cellular component: extracellular region. Gene Ontology annotation, molecular function: serine-type endopeptidase activity; protein binding. NCBI's taxonomy places the organism in Eukaryota, Metazoa, Chordata, Actinopteri, Acipenseriformes, Acipenseridae. The transcript has 9 exons. The coding region runs from base 500 to 1888 and encodes 462 amino acids.